This is a messenger RNA of Carassius auratus (goldfish), 4710 nucleotides long. Its product is annotated as rho-related GTP-binding protein RhoU-like. The transcript is spliced from 5 exons. Lineage: Eukaryota; Metazoa; Chordata; Actinopteri; Cypriniformes; Cyprinidae. The record is from RefSeq and is a predicted model, not a curated record. Gene Ontology annotation, biological process: small GTPase-mediated signal transduction. The coding region runs from base 1134 to 1619 and encodes 161 amino acids. Gene Ontology annotation, molecular function: GTP binding; GTPase activity.
AGUUUGAUCCACUCCUCUUUACAGAUCCUCUCUAAAUACUUAAUGUUUCUUGGCUGUCGUUUGGCAGCUUGAAGUUUCAGCUCCCUCCGCAGUUUUUUUUUUAUAGGAUUGAGAGACUGGCUAGGCCACUCCAUGACCUGACAUGUGCUUCUUCUUGAGCAGGGGGACCUUGUGGGCGCUGCAGGAUUUCAGUCGUUCGUAGUGUAGUGUGUUACCAAAGGUUUGCUUGGUGACUGUGGUCCCAACAGCCUGAAGAUCAUUAACAAACUCUUCCCGUGUAGCUCAGGGCUGAUCUCUCACCUUUCUCAAGAACAUCCUUACCCCACGAGGCGAGAUCUUGCACUGACAUCCAAACCGAGGCCGAUUGAUGGUUUUGUAUUUCUUCCAUUUCUGAAUAAUCUCACCAACAGUUGUCUCCUUCUCACCAAGCUUGCUCAUAGUCUUGUAGCCUAUUCCAGCCUUGUGCAGAGCUAUCUAUCUAACUAUCUAUGUGGUACUUUUUGGUGUAUUUUAGUGUAUUACUUUUAUAAAGCGAAAAAUAUAAUUUUUAAGGAGUCAAAGAUUUGUUUUGGAGGACAACAUACAUCCUGUUUCCCAUUGUUUUCUUCAUCUUCUCAGUUCUUUCCUCCAGCUCUGGGAGGAGAUGUGAGGCUCAGUGAAACGCAACACCGCGCGCAUGUGUCGAGUAUUAAUCCUCUUACUGCAGCAGAUGCUCGUCUGUCAAUCAACCUGGCGCGGGUGCGCGCGCUCGAACCUGACGAGAGCGCGAGAGAAAGAACACAGCAGGUGCGCGAGGGAUCCGCUGCGUCAUUUAGCGAUGCAGGAAUGGACGAAACUGAGGCGGUGAAUGAAGACAGUCCGCCUCCGGUUCCACCGCGAGCGGCUCCUCAGCGACACUCACCGGCGUCCCUCGCCGUACCUGCGCGCCGGGUCAAGUGUGUGCUGGUCGGGGACGCGGCGGUGGGUAAAACGAGUCUGGUCAUCAGCUACACCACUAACGGAUAUGCGGCAGAACACAUUCCCACCGCCUUUGACCACAGCUAGGGUUGUGGUGGAUGGAAGACCAGUUCAACUUCAACUGUGUGACAUGGCAGGGCAGAAAAGCACAUGCAAUCUAGAAGUUUGAAAAAAGUAUGCAGGACGAGUUUGAGUGCAUCCGUCCACUCUGUUACCGUGAAGCUGAUGUCUUCCUGCUGUGCUACAGCGUGGUCCUUCCAUCCUCCUUCAGGAGCGUAUCGGCCCACUGGGCCCCCGAGGUCCAUCGCCUCUGUCCAGGCGUUCCCAUCAUCCUCGUGGGCACCCAGAGCGACCUGCGGGAGGACGUCCAGGUGCUGAUCCGACUCUCAGACAGCCAGGAGAACCCGGUGAGAGGAGACGACACCCGCCUGUGCGCCCGGAGCAUCGGUGCUGUAACGUUUGCUGAGUGCUCAGCGCUGACACAGAAGAACCUGAAGGAAGUGUUGGACAGCGCCAUCUGGGCCAGCAUGCAGCACGCGGAGGAAGCGGCGGUGUGGCCGAGGAUGCAUACGCUAAGAGAUAAAACUCCAGAUAAAAUCAAGCAGCUCCCAGAAACAUGGCGGAGGAAACUGAGCUGCGUCCAGAGCUUUGACCUUCAGUGACGGAGAACACUGGUGGGUCUGAGUUGCCCUGUGCUCACAAAAUAAACAAACCCUCUUAAAAUCAAGUCCAGAUGAAAUGGGAUUUACAGACACAUUUGUACUGUGAUGCAUUUCCAAAUUAAAAAGCAUAUUCAGCAAGCAACAAUGUAGGACAGGACGUGAAUUUACUGUGAAAAGCACAAUAAUGAAAACAUGCAUUAUGAAAGUAAGUAGGGUCCAUUUUGAUUCAUGUUUACUUCUAGACAGUUUAGAUGUGACAAAAUUAUAAUUUUUAUUAAAAGGUUUUGUAAAAACUUUUCGUCUCAUACAUUUAAAUUAGUCUAGAGUUAUCUUUGCAUCAGUGAAAAUGCACUUCGCCCUGUGUGUCUUGUUCAGAGAGCCCUGUCGCAGGUCCGUAUGGCCCUCUUUGUGUUACGCUUUUCCCAGCAGCGAUCUGGGACUCUCACAGCAGACGUAAUUACCUCCAUCACAGAAUGACAAUUACCUGCACAAUGACACUUACUGCAGGCUCUGAGUGAGUCAAUUUAACAAAUGAAAUAACACUGAACCCUUUAAUAGCAGUGUUUACAGCCUCUAAUAUCUGACUCAAGGGUGCUGUCUGAAGCUUUUACAGAAAUGAGAUUCAUACGUGCAAAUACACUGUUUUAAGGCACCUACGGUUAGUGAGGUUUAAACUCCUGAGCUUCUUCUCAGUGUCUCUCACUAUCAAGAAUAUAAAGAACUGAAAAAUUCACAUUGAUUGACUACUAAUAUGAAAUGCAAAAUGGAAGAUUUUUGUCCAUUUAGCAUCUUAUUGCAUUGAACAUUUAUCAGGUCAUGCAUUGAAUUAUAACCCAUAAUAACCUUGGCUCUGCUAGCACUGUUUAAUAUUUGAGCUACAGAAAAGAAUGCAUGCAUUUACUUUUAAAAAUGUAUACAAAGUUUUAAAUUCACAAAUAGAGAUUUAUUUUUAUUCUUGUGGAUUCAAAGUGAAUUCACUGCAGCGAGGUGAGCAGAUCGGCUCCGGUUAUCCUGUAAUGGGUCGAGACAAGCCACCUCUGGGAAUUAGGCGGGCAGAUGGUGACUGGUUUUCCCCUCACUGGAUCUCUUGACCUCAACCUCCACCUGCUGCAGAAAAAACAUCAGAACAACAGGCCUUGAGAGCUGAACCUGGGUGAUUUUACCAGUAUGACUCGCUGAAACAGAGUCUGUGAUCAUUCAGUGCAGCUGGUACUCUGGGGCAGUCACGAUCCUUUUUUUUUUUUAAACAUGACUGGAAACAAUAUUUCAUACUCAGCGUAUUUUAAUACAUUUUAUUGUCAAUAGUAUUCAAUGUAAGGCUUUUAUCGUCUCUCUAGUAGUAGUGCACUUCACCUGUAGAGGACACUAUUGAGUUAGAUCCUGAAAAUGAAGAAGGCAUGUUGUAAGUCAGAGUUAAUGUCAUUGAAAUCAAUAACAUCAAGUUAAAUUAAGCGUCUGUUUGUUGCAACAUGUUGCAAAUGCUGCAGGGUCUUCUUUUCUUCACUAUCUUCAGAUUUGCUCAGUGCUUAUUCAGCUGGUGGUUUUUAGUAGAUUUCACACUUUCACACAGGUGUCAAUGCAGACCCACACAAAGUGGCACAACACUGUUAUUAUUAAUCUCAAUGCAGGAUCUGUUGGUUAACCCUGUCAAACAAACAUGAAUUUUUUUUUAAUGUUUAGCAUUCUUCUAGUUUGUUUUACCCUGUGAUGCAUGAGUUUUUAAAUCAUCUAAAAUAAUAUUAUUCAUGUUAAUUGCAUUAACAUGUGUUAUUUAUAGAGGCUACUAUGGUAGUAGUAUUUAUUAAAAUCUUGAAUUAGCGUUUGUUUUUGUGUUUAGUUGGCGUAUUAAAUAAGCUAAAUUAAUUUAGGUUUUAGAAAUUUUGUUCUUUUUUUGUUUUUUUAUUAGCUUGGACACAAGUAGGCCUAAAGGUGAUUUGUGUGUGAAACUCCUAUGAUGUUAUAUAUGGCACCUGACAGCUAUGAGCAGCAGCACUAAUACAGACGGGGCAGUGAAGACCGCAGGGGUUCAGCUUCAGCACGACAGCUGCGGAUCUCACCCUGAUCUCGGGAUUACUCCGUUUGCGCUGAUUCAAUCCUCUGCCAGAGCAAUUUCUUCAUUUGAAUCUGUUUGACAUUCAUUUCCAUUCCCCAAAGACUAGGACUUGGCAUUCACUCAGAGGCUAUCAUCAAACACAAGUAGUAUUGGAUAUAAGUGAAUGUAGUCCUUUGGUGUGAACAAACGUUCAAGCUAGCCAACGCUAUAUAAAUCUACCUCGAUGUUUUCCAGAUAAAGCACUCUUUAACAGACUUCAUCGAGAUGUUUCUGCUCUCUUAUAAAGCUCCUCAUCCAGUGGACAUCAGAAGCUUCUGCAGGGUGCUGAAGAUCAAUGUGGACAGGUGUGUUACUGAAACAGCUGCUCUUCUGGUUAAUGGUCUUCACCAGCGUCUCCCAGGAUCUGCUGAGUAACGGGAAGGAGACGAAGGAGGUGCACAAGUGUAACACGAGUGUCUAAAGUUUCAUACCUCUGAGCGCUCACAGUCUUUACCAGACACAGCCGGCACAGAUUAACCAGCCUUAGAUGAGAAAACUAGCAACAAAUGUCUGUUUUUAGACACAUUAUACCUCUUCUCUGGAGACACACAGUUUCUGGCACAUCUCCUUGUAUUGGUUUUCUGUCCUCUAUAUCUCACGGACUUGCAGCUGUCAGUGAGAUUAGACAUUUAGCAGGUGUCUAUUUAUAGUGUGGGUUAAACAGAUCACAAUGGCACGUCAACACCUCUGACCAUGCUGUUUAACAGCCAACUGAAAACAAAGACAUUGACUUCAUCGUGGCAUGAUUCAGACCUCUGAGCCGUCUGCUGUCCGUCAGCAGGUCCACACUAAACCUCAGCUGGCCUCAGAGAUGAUUCGGACCGUGCUGCAGAUGCCUGACUGUUUGUGGCAUAUGUGCAAAUAGUUGGAUACUCUUAGAAACUUUAAGAAAACCAGUCCAGAAUACCAGAGUGUUAACACAGACACACACAAUGCGGGUUAAAAAGAAAAGAAUAAAGUUUUAAGGUUUGGAAAUGAUAUGAUGUCAAAUGGAUUAGA